This is a messenger RNA of Dothidotthia symphoricarpi CBS 119687, 273 nucleotides long. RefSeq lists its product as uncharacterized. NCBI's taxonomy places the organism in Eukaryota, Fungi, Ascomycota, Dothideomycetes, Pleosporales, Dothidotthiaceae. The coding region runs from base 1 to 273 and encodes 90 amino acids. The record is from RefSeq and is a predicted model, not a curated record. The transcript has 2 exons.
AUGACACCGCCCUACAUCAGGUUCAACACAGUUUAUUCCAAGGAAAGCGACAUCGAGAAAGCUGAUGAAUUUCUGAGACUCUACCUUCCUUAUUCCAGUGUCUAUGGAAACGACAAGCGGCACGCCUACGAUAUAUUGGCGUUCCUAUCCACGAAGACAAAUGCACCAAUGGUGAACUAUAUCGAUUUCAUCACCAAGAAGUGCGGGCACCUUCAGAACGAGAUCCUGCGCGUCUGUUUCUUCAGUUCAUCUCAACCAUAUGGCCACACGUGA